AUGGACAGUGAAUCGAGCCUCCAUCACCUAAUAAAGGCUUAUGGAGAGGCCACGGAGAAUGGACAGCAGGAGCUUGCCAGGGUGAUUGUGAAUAUAGAUAAGAAGAGCAAUCCCCUGGGAAAGACAAUGGAAAGGGUAGCCUUCCAUUUAUUCCAGUUGAAACAAAAUCAAGGCGAAUACCUGAGACAAGAAUCACUCAAGAAUUUUAGAGCAGCAUUCAAGGCGUUAUACCAAGGUAUCCCGUAUGGGAUAAUAGUUCAUUUUGUUGCCAACUCGGCAAUUCUAGAAGCUAUGCCAGAAUAUGCAGAAACAAUUCACAUAGUUGAUUUUUAG
Molecule: messenger RNA, 333 nt
Organism: Fraxinus pennsylvanica
Lineage: Eukaryota; Viridiplantae; Streptophyta; Magnoliopsida; Lamiales; Oleaceae
Source: the annotation of a GenBank genome assembly